Molecule: messenger RNA, 1524 nt
Organism: Lachnellula hyalina
Lineage: Eukaryota; Fungi; Ascomycota; Leotiomycetes; Helotiales; Lachnaceae
Gene: trm44
Product: tRNA (uracil-O(2)-)-methyltransferase
Exons: 2
Coding region: 1-1524 (507 amino acids)
Biological process (GO): tRNA methylation
Molecular function (GO): tRNA (uridine) methyltransferase activity
Source: RefSeq, a predicted model, not a curated record
AUGAUAUUCUCACCGACCCCUUCACCCGCAGGCUCCCCUCCAAUCCUAGAGGAGACCACCACCAUAGGAACAACACCAUGGACACCUCUCUUCUCACACUCCUGUUCAUUUCCCCCAGAAAUCUUCAGAGAAGUAAUGCUGAACCUCAUCCGGAACCCCAAUAUCAACUCCAACCGUCUCUUCCGAGCAGAUAUCUCUCUCGAUAUCCCAUAUACCCCAAACCUCGCACCUGACUCGGAAAUCCCUCCACGAAUCGCACACUUCGAGGAUUUUGAUCUCAAGACCGUGAUGGUCAGGACUAUGAUCCCAAGAAAUCCUCUCCUCGAUAAACCUUUAGACCAGACAUCCUUUCUCCAUACCACCAAUAACUCCUCUACAUCCAAAUCUACAUCCAAAGAAGCAACCCUCUCAAUCCACUACUCAUUCUUCUCCGCCUCUCCCCGCUCCCCAGUACACGAGCAAACAGCCCACCACCUCCUCCGCGUCCUGCACAAGCACGGCCAAGGCCUAUCAACCGGCUACAUCAAACGCGUGCACCACGACGUGGUGCUCCCGCAAGCAGUCGUGCAAAACACCUACGCGCGUCUAAAAGCUAAAUACGCAAAAGUCUUAUGUGAGAGUUGGAGCGAGAGUACCGAUCCCACGAAACACGUGUUUGAAGAUCUGGGGAUUGCGGCGUUCUUGAUCGAGUUGUGGAGGGAGAUGUAUGGUGGGGGAAAGUUUCCGGGGUUUGUGGAUAUUGGAUGUGGGAAUGGAUUGCUGGUGCAUAUUCUGCUAGAAGAAGGGUAUGCGGGGUGGGGAUUCGAUGCUAGGAGACGCAAGUCUUGGGCUACGUGGUCUGAAGCCGCGCAGGAGAAUCUAAGAGAAUUGGUAUUAAUACCUGCUAUAAUCCAGACUGCGGGAUCGGGGUCAGGAUCUCUAGACUGGAGUCUAGAUACCGAAGCUGGGAAGGGAGAAGGAGAAGGAGUCGGGAUACACAACGGCAUAUUCCCCACCGGUACAUUCAUAAUCUCCAACCACGCCGACGAACUAACACCCUGGACGCCCAUCCUCGCAACCCUCUCCUCCUCUCCCUUCAUCAUGAUCCCCUGCUGCAGCCACUCACUCUCCGGCUCACGAUUCCGAGCUCCAAAAACCACACCUUCAACCUCAUCAACCCCCAACUCACAAAACACCACAUCCAAUCCCAAUUCCAACAACACAAGCGCCUUCGCAAGCCUCGUCUCCUGGGUUUCACAGAUUGCCCAAGACUGCGGCUGGGUAGUCGAAAAAGAAAUGUUGCGAAUCCCUAGCACACGGAAUACGGCGUUGAUAGGACGAAAAAGACUGAAUAACACCACCACCACCAAUCUGAACCCAUCGCAUGAGGUUGCAGAUGCAGAAAAGAAGAAGAUUGAUAUAGAUGUAGAUGUAGAUGUAGAUAUGGAUAUGGAUAUGAAAGAGGUAGUGAAAAAAUACGGAGGUGCAGAGGGGUGGGAGGGUAAUGCGUUGAAACUUGUUAGUGGUGUGUUGCGUGGGCAUUGA